GGCACGGCCCACGUGGUGCAGCGCAACCAAGCACAUGGCAGCCGGGCAGCAGGGGCAAGAUUUCGCCCUCGUGCCCCAUCAUGUGCAGAUGAUGCUGCGGGGUGCAGGUGGAGGGCGUGGCCGCCAUGGCAUUGCAAGGCCGCCUGCGUGAUCUGUGGUGAGUGGCGGAGCGGGGGGGCAGAGCGGGGGUUUGGGGGCACUUGAUCUCUAAAAGGUUCGCCAUCACUGACCUAAAGCAGGCUCAUUUUGCUGGAUCUAAUAGGAUGAGUAGAGACCACUGGAGAGAGGCAGUUCUUCAAGUAUCCGGCCCCAGCCAUGAGGGGCUUUAUAGAUGACAACUAACACCCUAAAUUGCACUUGGAAAUCAGCUAGGAGCCAAGGCAGCUUGCAAAAUAAAGGUAUAAAGGUAUAGCAUGGGCAAAUCAGGAAACGUUCGUAAUUAUUCUCUUAUAUGAAUCUUUUAGCAGCUAAAAAGUUAGAAGAGAAAAGAAGAAUGCAAGAUUAUUUUUCCGACAAUGUCUUCUAUUUGCUGCUAAAAGCCUAAAGGCUGAAAUAAGCCUAUUUAUAAUCAACAGCACAGUAAUAUCUACACAUCUUGUUUACCAAAGCUGGUUCGCUUCCUUAAAAGGUCAUCAGAAUGACAAUGAAAAAAAAUCCAGGAAAAAAAACCUCAGGUUUUAACAUUAUUAUUUGAAUUGUCAUUUUUGUUGAAUGCCAAAACAAGGGACAUAAGUGGUUAAGGAAAUCCAUCACAAAAUGCUCACAUUUCAUGUUAACAAUUAACUCGUUUCAUGUGACUGAAACCACAUAAAAAUGGACAAACUUAAUGACUGAACCUGCCUUGAAGGGCAAUGGAUCCUAAGAACAUUUCCCCUCAUUUCUUAACUUUGGCUUUAAACCAUCUGUCUUUCCAAUACUGGGUGAGUGUACAAUUUCUGAAUCUUUAAGAAUGAAUUGUUUUAAAAUUUGAACCAGCUGUAACAUUACUAGAAAUUAUUUGGUGCAAUCAUUUACUUUGGCAAUAAGCCCCACUGAACUCAAAGGAACUUACGGCUGACGAUUGCAUUCAAAACUGGUAUAUAUUCAGAUUCAAUCAUUCCCCAUUUAAUUGUAAUCCAAAACAUUUUGCCGAGUAUAAGUGUUUUAAAAGUGUUCCCAGUUAGAAAACAAAUACAUUUUAAAUUAAAUAGAAGAAAUAUGGUAUGUUUAAUGAAAUUUUAAGGAUUUUUACUCUCUAUCAUCUACAUCCUUGAGAAGAACUGCUGGUUUGUAAAUUCCUCUCCUUUUAAGCUGUUAAAUGAGGAACACCUCUAAGUUGAUAGAUCAAAUGCUUUAAAUAAACAUUUACGAUAAUUUAUAUUGAGAGUGAUUAAAAGUGUGUGGAUCCUUCCCAACAACUAAAUGGUUAACCUUCCUAAAGGUCUUGGUGCCUAUUUCACUUUUAAUUUUAAUGAGAGAGGGAUAUUUUAAAUAAUAAGCAAAAGUAUACUAUAUUAGUGGUCAUCACUUCUGUUGAAGAACUUGGCAAUUCUUAUAUAAGUUUUAUAUCAAAUAAUUUUUUAUGCCAAUUAUUUCUUUUAAAAAAUGAAAAUACUUUCAUUUGCUCUAGAAUUCAUUAAUUCAGAUCAUUAAUUUUAGAAGAGUGAAAGUAUUGUUGCUUAUAAUCCCACAACCAAAUUCUGUUUGAAAAAUUGUUCACUAUUAAUCCCAAUUUGGACUUUAGGCUGAAUGAUAAUUGUCCCAUAUUAUUUAGAGAAUACACAAAAAAGCUCAUUGAUUCUGAACUGGGCCAUCUGUUUGUAUAUUCUAAAAUAUGUGUAAUCAAGAUUAAAUCUCAAUCUACACAUUUUAUACAAAGUAUUAUACAUGUAUAAUGGUAAUAAUCCAAAACUGAUUAUGUGCCUUACAAAGAAGCUAUAAAUAUAUGGUUAUGAUGAUUUUUCCCCAUUAAGUUAUUAUCACUACAUGGACUUUGUCUGUACUGUACUAUUAGAUUUUUUUUUUAAUUUAAUCCAGUACUGUUUGUCCUGAUUAGCAAAAGCUUUCCAAAGUCCUCCUGAAAAAUUAUGUAACAGUACUGCUUAUAUGAAACCCUAAAAAGCUGUGAAUGUAGUCUGUGAUUUUUGGCAUAAAUCCAUGCUUCAUCACUAAGCUUUUAAGUUUUUUAAAAAUUUAUUUAUUUCUAUCCCACCUUUAUUAUUAUUACAAAUCACUCAAGGCAGUGAACGUAUCUAACAUACCUUCCAUCUCAUAUUUUUCCCACAACAUCAACCCUGUAAGGUGGGUUGGGCUGAGAGACAGUGACACUGGCCCAAAGUCACCCAGCUGGCUUUCCUGGCUAAGGUGGGACUUUUUCUCCUUUGUAACCAUGAAUGCAAUCACUGAAAAUUCUGAUAGUUAAUAGCAUAAAUAAAAGUUUGCUUCUCUGAAAAAUCCCAUUCCUUUCAAUACUGUCAGUUUUUGGGCUGUGCCUCUUUAGUGCAAAGCACUAUGCCAGGCAACUUGUGCAAAUGAAGCUUUUAAAAAUGCUCAGUUCUUCAUCCAUUACCGAUAUAUCAAUUUAUCCAUAUGAAUUGAUGCAGGAAACGUAUCUCAUUUUGGCAUAUUUUGAACAUGCCUUAGUUGACAUCCUUCCUAAACAUGGUGCCCUCCUAGGCUUAGAUCCAUCAUUGCAGUCAAGGCCACAUUGGCUGUGAAUGAUGAAUAUUUAGGCCCAAUGCAGCUGGAAGACCCUAGCUACUCAUACAUAUUUAUAUGUUCUAGCACAUCUUUCAGCAAAAAUUAGGCCUUUUUGUUUUUAAAACAUAUGUAUAUGGUGGCCUAUAUUCUGCUGGAUAGUAAAGAGGUUAUGAAACUAAUAGCAAGUAGGGAAAUUCCAGGAUUGACAACUACUACCAGACAAAGCUGGUUGAGCCUUCAUCAAAUCCGAAAAAAGACCCAGCAAGAGCUCUUCCAUUACAGACAAAGAAGAAAACAACAAGUGUAGCAAUGUUGUCAUUCCAUAUAUUGCAGGAAUACCUGAAAAGCUCAGAAGGAUUUUCAACCAAAACAACAUACAUGUAUACUUUAAAUCCAAGAAUACAUUAAGGCAGAAGCUUGUCUACCCCAAGGAUAAAACACCCAAACUUAGCAAUGUGAUAUAUGCAAUACAAUGCAGUGAGACACGUGCAGAUCUAUACAUUGGUGAAACAAAACAACCACUUCACAAGAGCAUGGCACAACAUAGGAGAUCUAACCCAUCAGGACAAGAUUCAGUGGUCCAACUGCUUUGAAAGACAAAGGUCACUUUUUUGAAGACCGCAAAGUCCUCAUUUUGGACAGAGAGGACCAUUGAUUUGAAAGAGGGAUAAGAGAAUCCAUCUAUGUUAGAAUUGAACACUCCUCUCUCACCAAAAGGAGAGAAAUAAGACACCACCUAUCUCCAGUCUACAAGAUGGCUCUUGUAGCAGUUCAAGAAGAUUCCACAACCAAUUGCAACCUGAUUCAGGUGACCCUGAGGGCAUAGAUAAAUCCCCAAGUGGCCUCAAUAGCUCUCAAAGAGAGUGCUAACAACCAGAUGACUGCAAAGAAAUGCAAUUCUUCCAUCCACCCCACCAUCCUAUCACAACCUAUCCUUCCAUUCCCCCACCAUCCAGGAUCAACUGUCAAUACUUAUCCUUCCAUUCCCCCACCACCAGAAUUCAUGAAGCGUCUUGGAUGAAAAGCAAAGUGUUUUAUUCUUCUUCCUCAAGGAAAAAACAAUCCAAUUGCCUUUCGGGGGGAAAAAGCACCUUUGAGAUAACUAUGACCUGGAUGACUGAGAAUCUCCACCAACAUUGAUUGGGUUGUUAAGACUGCUGAACUACUGUUAUGAUAAAAGAUACCUAAAAACACAGCUCCAGUGCUAUUGCAGUUUAUUAUAAUUGAACCCCCACUCUUACAUUAUGGGAUACACAAGAUGUCCUACGCAGGCAUCAAGUUUUCCAAUCAUUUUCCUCCUUGUUUGAAUAUUGUAUAAAAGGCAAAGGUGACAGGCAGUGAGCGUACUUUUUUAUUGCUGCAAUAACAAACAAAUUGGGUUGGAUUUCUCUUGCCCUGCGUGUUAUUUGGGGGCCCUCAUGAUGGAUCCUUUUACUUAUACUGGUUUUAUGGCCAACACAUAAAACUUCAACAAUACAAUAAUAUUCAUUUAUUUUAUUUAUUACAUUUGUUUGCCACCCAUGUGACCAAGAGGUGGAUUCUGCUUUAACAUAACAUUGUCUUAAGAACUAAGAAAACCUUCUGUAAUUUACUUUUGGGGCUAUUACUAGUGGACUACUUAUAAAGGUGUUCUCAUUUCCACUUCUGAAAUGGUGAAGAAUGUCCAAUAUUAUUGACUGGCAAAACUCCAGGAUGUAAUCUUGCCCCACCAAAGUGUGUAUUUAAAUGCAUUCAUCGUUCUCUCUCUCUAAAGUUCCUGCUUUAUUUUCCAUUUUUAGCUUAUGCUAUGCAGAAAAAAAAAAAUCUGUUCUCUUUACGAUACCAAACUGAUGAAAGGUUGCUAGUCAUACAGAGAAUUUACAAAGGCAUGAGGGGAGGAAAAAAAAAGAUAAGACAUGAAUUCACACUGCUGAGUUCCACAGAUUCCUUAAAGGUGAAAGUGCUGAGCACAAACUCAAGAGAUUCCAGGUAGCUUGCAGGAUAUUCGCUCAGGAGAUGCAGCAGAUCUUAACAAUUCAAACUGUACCCUUUUACUUUUUAAAAGUAAAGAUUUUAAAUUGGUUUGAAGCAUAGCAUUUGCUGCCCUUUCAUGCUCUUAUCUCCCCAAUGACAGGAAACAACAUCGAUUGCAGAUCUCCUUUUUUUUAAAGUUAUUCACUGUCACACAGCCAUUUCAGACUAGAGCCACCACCGCCCCACACACACACACACACACACACACUUCCCAGCUCCUAACAUUCAUUACAGUGUAAGCAAUGUCCAUUAUAUUAAUCUAUUCUUGGCUGUGUUAGUCAUUUUGCAGCAGGCAGCAUUUCAAGAGCGUGAUUCUGUGUUCCUCAGAAAUGUUUACAUUCACCUUCCAAACGCUGCUUCCUUCCCCCCCCCUUUUUUUCACAUUACGGAAAGGUUGGUAUGAGAGCAGAACGUUUGCUGAUUCAGUGGAUACUUUACAGCUCGUCUUAUUAAGAAGAUGCUAUGUAGAUGUUUACAUACUAAGCCUAACUCCUAUGAGCCUCCAGGCAAGCACUAUUCUAUGGGGAACUGAUUUUCCUGAUGUUUUUCUUCGACCUGCAGAAGCAGCAAUGCCAAAGAACACUGUGGCUGGGCAAAAAAAAAAAAAAAGAUCAGGCUAAACAGCAAAAUGAAUGCAUCCUUCAUCUAGCCCUCCACACACAGCAUCAGCACAGCAAACUUGGGAACAGAAGAUUUUUCUGACUUGAAAGCCCAGGUCUUAGCGGGUUGCCUAUACUUAGCAUCUAAGUAUUCAAGGAUGAAGACCUUAUUCCUGAUCUCUAAAGAAACAUACUACUAUACUGAGGCACUUCUAAUAUUUCAACAAAGCCACACUUGUGGAAAAACAUACUCAGAAAGGUAGAACUGUUUCAGAGAACUGUGGCCAGAAAAAAAAAAUCCGGAGAACAUUUGGAGUUCCAGAAAACAUCUGGAAAGCCAAAGAUGAACCUACUUGAGACAGCAAAAUCAGGGUUUCUAGUCUGCAUUGUGGUUUGCAUUUUCGUCUUCGGUGUUUUCUAUCUACGGAAUAAAAUCUUCAAGGAAGACAAGGAAAAACUCAUCUCGAAAGAGUGUGGUUUUUAUCCAGAUGAACUUUGCUCAGCUCUUUUUGAUGGGAAAGGAGUUGCUUUUCAAAUUGGCCAGCGGUGCCAAGAGGCUUUAGGGGGAAAAGAAAUCUCUGUUUGCAUACAAACACCGUGCAACUGCUCUACACUGCAGAAGAAGCUCCACUUCAUUACCAGGCCAUUGUCAGAAGAAGAAAGGAACUUUUCCUUGGCAUACAUCAUCACCAUUCACAAGGAGCUGGAUAUGUUUAUAAAACUACUCAGAGCCAUUUACAUGCCUCAGAACGUUUACUGUAUACAUAUUGAUGAGAAAUCAUCAGAGGGUUUUAAGCAAGCUGUCCAAAGCUUGGUCAACUGCUUUGAAAACAUUUUUAUUGCUUCAAGGACAGAAAAAGUUGUCUAUGCAGGAUUUUCCAGAUUGCAAGCAGAUAUCAACUGCAUGAAGGACCUGAUUCAUUCAUAUCCUCAAUGGAAUUACGUUAUUAAUCUAUGUGGUCAGGAUUAUCCCAUCAAAACUAACAAGGAACUUAUACACUAUAUUAAAAGUAAAUGGAACAGUAAAAAUAUAACUCCGGGAAUUGUUCAGCCACCUCAUAUGAAACACAGAACUUAUUUCGGUUACCAAGAAAUUGUACGUUCAGGAAAAUCGUAUGUCUAUCCAACUAAUAAGGUGAAAAGUGAACCACCCCACAAUUUGACCAUAUAUUUUGGGACUGCAUACUAUGUACUCACAAGAAAAUUUGUAGAGUUUACCCUGACUGAUGAACGUGCAAAAGAUUUGCUUGAAUGGUCAAGAGACACCUACAGUCCAGAUGAGCAUUACUGGGUCACCCUGAACCACAUACCAGAUGCUCCUGGUGCUACUCUAAACACAACUUGGCAAGGAAAUAUACGAGCAAUCAAGUGGAAAAAUCAAGAAGGAGAAGUCCACAAUGGCUGCAAAGGACAUUAUGUCAGAGAAAUUUGCAUCUAUGGACUUGGAGACUUAGAGUGGCUUAUUAAUUCUCCUCAUUUAUUUGCCAACAAAUUUGAGCCAGCAACAUACCCACUUGUCAUGGAGUGUCUAGAAAGGUAUUACAGAACAAAGUUGCUCCAGCAAGCUGAAGUUCCUUUGGAAACACACUGGCAUUUGGAAGAAUAGACUGCUCUGCACAUCUCAACUAACCAUAAUCUCUAUGAAGGGCAAAGCAGAACCAAAAACAUGAUACAUUUCAAAAUGUAUGUUCCAAAGAGGGAUACUGCAUCAUAAGUAUUUAGCAUCUUGAACCUGAGAACAGAAAGGAACUUUCUGAACAUGAAGAUUCAAUAUGCACAGUUCUAGUGUCUUUACAAACAUUAAUUUCUCUGGGCCUGCUUUUUUUUCUCUUUUUUUCCUUUUGUUUUACACAAUUGCUCUGAAACACAUAAUUGGUGUUUAUUGUCUUAGAUACUUAGACAAUAGUUUCUAGUCGUUGUUUAGCAACUGCUGGCAGUUAUGAAGAUGAUGUAAAAGUAACUCUAUGACCAAUCCUUGCAUUUACAACUGGUUGGCAGCCUGCCAGCACUUAUGAUUGGCCGCAGAUUGCAAGUUUGUAAAGCAAAGAAGAUCAUAAGCACAAUAGAAAUUUACUUCACGACUGUUUUGCUUAACAACCGAGUUGUGGUCAAUAAGCAAGGACGAGAGAAUACCUGUGCUCUCUUUCACAUAAAUCUCUUUCUAAUAGAAUGUUUGCUCUUUUAAAUGAACUAUUUAAAAAUAGCGUCCUGACUUAAGUCUCUGAAGUUAAAUGCGGCUAAAUCAGUGGUUCUCAACCUGUGGGUCGGGACCCCAUUUGGGGUCGAACGACCAUUUCACGGGGGUCGCCAAACAACGCAAUCCGCCAUUUUUUCCCCCUUUUCCUUAGCUGUGCUACUC
Molecule: messenger RNA, 7650 nt
Organism: Crotalus tigris (Tiger rattlesnake)
Lineage: Eukaryota; Metazoa; Chordata; Lepidosauria; Squamata; Viperidae
Product: beta-1,3-galactosyl-O-glycosyl-glycoprotein beta-1,6-N-acetylglucosaminyltransferase 7-like
Exons: 5
Coding region: 5635-6897 (420 amino acids)
Cellular component (GO): membrane
Molecular function (GO): acetylglucosaminyltransferase activity
Source: RefSeq, a predicted model, not a curated record